GGUGCACGAGGAGGUUCAGCGGCGGCGACACGGAGAAGAGAGGCGCGCGCGCACUCGCGGCGGGAAGAACAGACGGGAGUGGAGGUUUGGAGCAACAGCAGCAGCAGAAGGAGUGGAUCCCCAGCGCGCGCGGAUGGAUUACCCGUACCUGAACACGUACGACUCGUGCAUGGCCGCCAUGGAGGCCUCGGCCUACGCGGACUUCAGCUCGUGCAGCCAGGCCAACACGUUCCAGUACAACCCGAUACGGAGCAGCUUCGGCGCGGCACCGGGCUGCGCGAGCCUCGGCACGGCCAGCUGCGCGCUCGGGGCGCUGAGGGAGCACCAGCCGGCGCCCUACAGCGCAGUGCCCUACAAGUUCUUCUCGGACCCCUCCGGGCUGAAUGAGAAGAGGAAGCAGAGGAGGAUCCGCACCACCUUCACGAGCUCGCAGCUGAAGGAGCUCGAGCGCGUGUUCGCCGAGACACACUACCCGGACAUCUACACACGCGAGGAGCUCGCGCUCAAGAUCGACCUGACGGAGGCGCGAGUGCAGGUGUGGUUCCAGAACAGGCGUGCCAAAUUCCGCAAACAGGAGCGCGCCGCCAACUCCAAAAGUGGAAAUGCGGGCAACAGUGGGAAUGCCAAGAAGUCAGGCGAGGCGCGCUCUUCGUCCGAAGACGACGAGUCCAAAGAGUCCACAUGCAGCCCAACACCGGACAGCACGGCUUCCCUGCCCAGCUCGGGCAACAUGGGCAGCCCAGGGGCCGGAAGCCUCAGCCCCAGCCCGGUGUCGGUGUCCUCAGCCGGCUUUGCCAGCACUUCCACCUCCCCGUCCGUCCACCAGGGGCUGAAGUCUCCUACUUGGCCUGGGACAGGUGGCCUGACCCCGAGCGGCCCCCAGGGGCCAGAGCUGCUGAAGACGUGGCAGCCCGCGGACAGUAUGGCCGCCGGCCCCUUCGCCGGAGUGCUCUCGUCCUUCCACAGAAAGCCGGGCGCGCUCAAGACCAACCUGUUUUAGACGUUGGGUUUUCUUCUCUCUAAGCGUGUGGUCCCUUAUACUGUUGCUGCCUUGCUCUCUUUUUGUUUUACCUUAGAGCUGGACUCCCUUCUAAUUUAUUGUCAUGUUGGACUUGUUGGCGCUUCCACUGUCUGUGUGUGUGUGUGUGUGUGUGUGUGUGUGUGUCUUGAUUGUAAACAUUAUCAGCAGUUAUUAUCCACUUCUGCUGACCACUCUGCCACUUCCUCUAUUAGUUGCAUCCUUUGUCCUGUUUUCGUCUCUACCAUUACCAGUAGAAAGUAAUCAGCCAAUGAGAUGUUUUUUUUCUUCCAAUCUCCCAGUUUUGACUAUAGACCUGUAUUGUUGAAUGAACACCUAGUGUUGAACUGAUAACUACAGCGUCAGAUUCAGUGCACAGUGAACACCAACAACGUUGAACUUACACAGACGAUGUUGAGUGAACCUCGACAGUGUUAAAACAACAGUGUUGAAUCUACAGCAGAGGUGUUUACAUUCACUUCAUGUGAGUCAGAGUUGAGGCAAGAGUCCGAGUCGAAUCUUGAGUCUUUAGAGAAUUUUAGUUUAGUGUCAAUAUUAGCUGCUGGCAUUGCAUUGGACAAAGGUAGACCAGCUAAAAACCAGUCAGGUUUGAUUUUGCUUAAAAUAUCAAGCCAUUCAUGACAGAAAACCCUGAGUAAGAGGGACAGAACUGAAGCGCAACCCGAGCAACAGUGUCUUAAAACAUCAACUAGAUUAGCUGACAACUUCAGUUAAAUGAGCAGUUGUGCUAGUUGGCAUACUUGCUAACUGAACUACAUGCAAAACAGCCAUUUCAAGUUGUUUUGCCUCGUUACUUUAACCACAAUUACUGCAUGUAGCGCUUUAUUUCACCAAUCAGACUGAAAGAUUUCCUAUGAUGAAAGGUUUGUUAUUUGAAGCUGUACUGAACCUGACACCUGCCGCAAGUUGACUGCACAAUGACUGAGCAUGGCCAUGUUUCUUUCUCAGGCUGAAGUUUCCUGAGUCUCGAGUCUGACUCAAGUUGCGAGUCAGUUAAGGCGAGUCAGAGUUGUGAAUCACUUAAGAACUGGGAGUCAAGUUGUGAGUCAGUUAAAGAGGAGUUGCAGUUGCAGGUCAGUUAAGGCUGAGUUGGACUCAAGUUUCGAGUCAGCUGAGAUUACGGCAGCGUCUAGUCUUGAGUCAAGUAAGAGCAAACCUGAGUUGAGUCGCUGGUCAGUUCACACCUCAGACUACAGUUGUGAACACCUACCAUGUCCUACAGUGAAGUUUAACUGGACUCCAAUAGCCUAAACACUGUAGGGGUCAGGAAUUCUGCUAUGCCGUCCACAAAUACAAACCAAAAUCCAUUAAAGUUUCAAGCCUGACCUCAGUUUCGAGAUUUCACUGGCCAAGAAACUUGAGACUC
This is a messenger RNA of Colossoma macropomum (tambaqui), 2405 nucleotides long. RefSeq names its product paired like homeobox 2A (gene phox2a). Gene Ontology annotation, biological process: regulation of transcription by RNA polymerase II. Gene Ontology annotation, molecular function: DNA-binding transcription factor activity, RNA polymerase II-specific; RNA polymerase II transcription regulatory region sequence-specific DNA binding. The record is from RefSeq and is a predicted model, not a curated record. The coding region runs from base 134 to 1000 and encodes 288 amino acids. The transcript is spliced from 3 exons. Lineage: Eukaryota; Metazoa; Chordata; Actinopteri; Characiformes; Serrasalmidae.